This is a messenger RNA of Cotesia glomerata, 723 nucleotides long. Its product is annotated as ATP-dependent DNA helicase pif1-like. Gene Ontology annotation, molecular function: DNA helicase activity. Gene Ontology annotation, biological process: DNA repair; telomere maintenance. The transcript has 2 exons. Lineage: Eukaryota; Metazoa; Arthropoda; Insecta; Hymenoptera; Braconidae. The coding region runs from base 1 to 723 and encodes 240 amino acids. The record is from RefSeq and is a predicted model, not a curated record.
AUGUACAAUGAAGCAUUGAUUGCUAUUGAGGAAUUUUGCAUUGUCAUUGCCAACUUACCACUUAGUAAUUUCGGUAUGAAUUCGCCAAAUCGAACUGCAUCUGAUUUAAUGAAUACUGAAAUGAAUCGUGAACUGCAGUACAGUACUGUAGAAAUGGCAGCGAUUGUUGCCCGCAAUGUCCCACUAAUGAAUGAGGAACAAAGAACCAUUUAUGAUCGAAUUAUGCUCGCAGUUUCAGCUGGACAAGGUGGGUUCUUCUUUUUGGAUGCACCGGGUGGAACUGACAAAAUAUUCGUUAUUUCGCUAAAUCAUGCUGAAAUACGAUCAAAUAUUGGCAUCGCAUUGGCCGUUGCAUCAUCGGGCAUUGCAGCAACUUUAUUGGAUGGAGGUAGAACAGCUCAUUCAGUAUUUAAGCUGCCACUAAAUAUUCAGAAUAACCCUGACGCAGUAUGCAACAUUAAGAAACAAUCCUCCAUGGCCACUGUGCUGAAACGGUGUAAAAUUAUUAUUUGGGAUGAAUGUACUAUGGCACACAAACAUUCACUUGAGGCGUUAAACAGGACAUUGAAAGAUAUUAAAAACAGUGACAAACUAUUUGGGGGAACUCUGUUGGUCCUUUCAGGUGAUUUCGGACAAACACUUCCAGUCAUUCCACGUUCAACAUACGCUGAUCAGAUCAAAGCUUGCAUAAAAUCAUCUCCACUGUGGCAGUACGUCGAUUGA